This is a messenger RNA of Platichthys flesus (European flounder), 10315 nucleotides long. It is a transcript of the gene akap13a, whose product is annotated as A-kinase anchor protein 13. The coding region runs from base 255 to 7520 and encodes 2421 amino acids. Gene Ontology annotation, molecular function: MAP kinase scaffold activity; guanyl-nucleotide exchange factor activity. The record is from RefSeq and is a predicted model, not a curated record. NCBI's taxonomy places the organism in Eukaryota, Metazoa, Chordata, Actinopteri, Pleuronectiformes, Pleuronectidae. Gene Ontology annotation, cellular component: actin cytoskeleton; plasma membrane. The transcript has 39 exons. Gene Ontology annotation, biological process: positive regulation of canonical NF-kappaB signal transduction; adrenergic receptor signaling pathway; regulation of Rho protein signal transduction.
GAAGGAACAGCUCGGAAUAGCCGCCGACUCCUCCCACAGAGUUGUCCUGGGAAACAGUAACAACUGUAAGAAAGUCUCACUUCUCAUGUUUCUCUCCCGGGACUGACUGAGGAAGAAGAGGCGCUCACACUUCUCCACUCCGAGAGCCACUGGAGGACUUUUACCAGCCGCGCGCUCCCGACGCUCAAACUUCGGCCAUUAGCGGGAUUAUUAUGCGUCCAAAAGCUGCGUCCUUUGCCUAAGUGUCCAGGGACAUGAAACUCAAUCCACAGCAAGCUCCAUUGUAUGGGCAGUGUGUUGUCACAGUGCAGCUCGCUGAUGAAGAGCUGGCUGCGGAUAAGGAGGGCGUGGACUACUUCCUUCUGUUUGCUGGCAGCACACAAAGGCACCUGACCAGCACCCAAAGGAGCAGUCAUGACACCUUGCAGGCGGUGUGUCCCGCCCAUGACUGCUGUGAGGGGGUGCUGGUCACCUUGUGCUCUCUCACUCGAAUUGUUCCAGAGGCCCUGAAGAAAGACCUAUACCUGGGUAGCGUGUCUCCACUGGGUGAGCAACGAUUCAGCUUCGUCCAGGAUUUGGCUUUUGACAUGGCCCAGUUUCUGGUGAGCACGGCGGGUCGGGCCGACGCCCUGGAUGGGGCGCUGCUGCUGGAUGAGUGUCAGAUUCCUCUGCAGGAGUGUGAACGUCUGGAUGAGAGUCUGGCGCUGGCCCUCCAGCAUCUCGCACUGCCUCUAGGAUGGACCAUACUGGGAAACAAACCAACCAACAGCACUGAACUGAAUCCUCAGGAGACUCUGCUGCACUUCUCCGCUCGUCGAGGUCUAUUUCGGGUUACGCACUUCUUGCUGCAGCAGCCUGGAGCUACAGAAGCCCUGCGAUUGGCCAACAGACAGGGCCACACCCCAUCCGCCAUCGCUGCUUUGCGAGGACAUGAACGUCUCCACGAGCUUUUAACAAAGGCUGACACAGACACAGAGAAAGAGGCUGACAGUGUCCACCAGGUCUCUACAGAUGCCCGGGUAAUUUGUCACCUCCCCAGGCUGAACACACAUACUCUGACACUGAGAAACCACCCUGGCCGCGAACCUCCGACCCUUCAGAAAAGUGUGGAGCAGCUGCUGCACCUGAUAUGCCAUCUCCAUGCCAAGGGAGUUUCUGUACUGGAGCUGCAGUUCGAUUGUCUGCACACAGCUGCCGAAUGUUGUGAUGGCAUAGAAACUGAGAUAACCUACGUGGAGCAACUACAGCAGGCUUCCACAGCACUGGAGUGUUUGGAUUCAAAAACUGAAGGCAGCUGGGUAGAAAACUGCCCAGUGGAAAGCAGCAGGACUGAUUCAGGACACAGUGAGACUGGAAAGGCAGAGAAAGACGGGAGGUUGUCUGCAAGUACUCUAACAUCAGAUGUACGCCCUGGGGACCAUGGCCUUCUAUCCCCAGAGGAUGGGAUGUGUUUUGGUUCAAACAUUGGGAGAGAUUACUUCCAAGCAAAGGAGGAGGUAGGAGAGCAGCCUGUUGUUUCCAUCCAAAGUUUGAGUUUGUGUCACAGGAGUGAAGGAGCUCAGAAUGAAGUAGAAAGGGCAAAUUUUACUUUGGGAAUCCUACCACCAGCAGGCUGUGGUAAACAGGCAGAGGAAACUGAUAGAGGAGAGGCUGUGAUCCGGGAAGGACAGGAGGCCACAAAGGGAGAGGACAGAUCUGAGCAGGAAGAGAAGCACAGCACAGCCAGGAGGAAGAAGGAGGAGGAGACCAACCCAGAGUCAACAGAUCCAAUAACGCCCAGUGGAGACGAGAAAGCUUUAGUCAUGGGCCAGACUCAGUCGUUAGAGGGCUCAGGGGUAUCUGACAACUCUGAUUCUGAAACAAAAAACUGCGCUCAGGAAGAGGUGACUGUCGGGACAGAAGACAUGAAACUGAGUGGGGAAAUCUGCGAUGGACUCUCUUUAGACGAGGACAAGAUGGAGCAUAAAGGGUUAACAGACUCUGUAUCAGCCUCAAGGGACCUCCCCAAUCCAUCACUGAUAGACAGCGGUGAUGUAAGCGAGGAGCCUGAAUCUGCUUUUUCACGUCUCCUGAUAGAAAGCCUCAACAAGGGGGAACCUCCACCAGACGUAAACAGCCUGGAACAAAACCAGGAAACAGCUGGGAGGGAUUACGCUACAGAGCAGCAGCAGGGCUUGGCUCCAGACACCAAUUCUGAGAAUUGUACUGGAACAGCAAAUGGUAAAGAACUGGAUGGUCAGGAUGUAGCUGAAACUUCUGUACUAGGUAUCAAAAACUCAUAUUUGCCUUUGGAUGAAUCUGACAACACAGCAGAUGAUCAGCCCGUCGGGAACUCCACAGAAGAUACACAGAUUGACCAAGUUGACUGCAUGGCCCACAGCCUCUCCAGUGAUGACGAUGGCAGUUUCCGGUCAGUCGGAAGCUCCACAACGGAAAUCUUCCACCCGACUCAUGACGGUGCAACAGCAGGGGAGCAGGACUUGGUUCAGAGCAAGAUAUCAGAACUGUCGUCAGCAGGAACCAUGAGGGAAGAAUCAAAUGAUAUGAAACCGAGUGAAAGUGAUUCACCCACUGUGGAUGCAGGAAUACUGUCGGAGCUGGAUGCUGACGGGGCAGCACAUUUGACCAACCGCAACCAGUCUGGCACCGAGCCUGAAUCACAACUGCCACCCAGCCCUCAAACAAUGGAGCCUUUGAACCCGGAGGGGACAGGAGAGGAACUUGCCCCAGAACUUUCCAAAGAGGAUCUGUCUUUGGGUCCCUUGUUGUCAGAGAAUGAGGAUUCCAGAGAGGCUACCUGCUCUGACCUGACUGCAGAGAUGGAGCAUUCACCACCGGAGGUCACCUGUACGGUCCUAAGUGAACCAUGUCAGUCUGUUGCAGAAAAGAUCGAAGUGAAUAUCCCAGUUGGAGGUGAUCCUCAGUCAGCAGAGACCAGUGAUGAAUCCCUGGUGGCCUCAGGAGAGGAGAAUGGGCAUGUGCAGUCUGUGCCAGAGCAACAAAAACAGGAUGAUUUAGAGAAGACAACAGAAGAAAUGUCACCUGAUGAGGUAUUAACUCAUGCAGAGAAUGAGAUCAGUGCUCCUUCAUCACAAAGCAUCACUCUGCUUUCAGAAGACAGUACAGAAGCAGAUCCACGUUCUCCAAACAAUGAAACAGCUGGUGAACCUGUUGUUGAGAAUGAUUUGAAUGAAAAUCCAAAGACGUCUGAUACAGUGGAUGGAGCCUCAGAAAGCCACAACAGUGCAAUCCAAGAGGAAGAUGUCAUCAAGUCUGAAGACACUGUAAUUGCUGCAGGGGAGGAAGAAAAUGACACAGCAGACGAAACAGACUUCUCCACGAUCCACCGAGACAGAGAGGCGUCGUUCAAUCCACCCUGCAGCACUCAGCACUCAGGAUCCUCACAGUCGUCGUCGUUUCCCAGUUUGCCCAGUAGGACCGGCAGCACCGCCAGUUGUCCCUCCACAGCGCACAAAGACUCCGAUAGCGACAUAGAGAGCUUCCUGAACGUAGAGCCUGGAUAUGACAGCGUCUUCAGAAAGAAUGACGAACCAGUGACAGGAGGAGACAGUGCCAGCGAGGUGUCCAUUUCCUGUUCCUCCACAGACGACACUGCCAGUGUCGGCCCGUCCAGCUCCAGCCCUGAGGGCAGCCAGCACCUGGGCUGCAACUGGAGCCCAGAGGAGGGUGUACAGACAGGGGCUACCACUGCAGGUCUGGACGGAGGUGGAGGUGGAGGAGCGGGAGAAGCUGAAGAAGAGGCCAAAGACAGAGUGACAGAGGUGCCGCGGCGCUCUUGUCUCCUCCGGAACAGCAUCCGCUCCCUGUCGCCUCUUCGCCGCCACAGCUGGGGUCCCGGAAAGAACAACAGGGGAGACGGGGAGAUGAACCAACGGAGUUCCAUCCGUAGCCCUGGUGAGGGAAAGCCGACCUUUCACAGGAGAAGCUACAGCUUGGAGGGGCUCAGUGGGGUGCAAGAAGAAUUGAGGGGCCCCACCCCCCAGGGCCCCCGAAUCCCGGAGCCAUUAAGGAUGCCCCGACAAUACAGCGAUGACAGGGGCUCACUGGUUUCUCUGACAGAGGAGCAGGACGAGCUGGGGGAGCAUGAAAGACUACAAGAGGAGAAAUCGAGGCGAUAUUGGCCUCUGCGAAAUAGCUGUUCUCCCAUGACCCUGCCCCUGACUAAGUCUGUAUCCAUGCUUGCCAUCAGCCAGAGAGACAUCGAUGGUAUGAGGUCGUUUUCCAGCACCUCUGGGUCACUAGCAUACAGUAUAUCAGAGGAGGAGCCUGGGCCUCUGCGGAGUGACACUGAUGGCAAGAGUGUGACGAAAGUCAGCCGGACUUUCAGCUACCUCAAGAACAAGAUGUACAAAAAGACCAGGGAGAAGGAUCGAGAUAAGAGGGACAAAGACAAAGAAGGCAAAGAGAAGGAGAAGAAGACAUUGAAUGGUCACCUGUUCACUGCAGUCGGCUCGGGCCAUGCGGCCCAGUGUUCCCAGUGCAGCAAAGCUAUCACCAGCAAAGAGGCUUUCCAUUGCUCACACUGUAAUGCUUCUGUCCACAAGGGCUGCAGGGACGUCCUGCCUGUUUGCGCCAAGGUGAAGAUGAAGUUGCCCAAGCAGCAGUUUUCUGUCCCAGACUCCAGCUCCUUUUCUAACGUCACCAUGAGGAACAAAUCUGGUGGACCAAGGGAGCGCCCCUGGUCGGCCAUCUUGCUCCCUGAAGAUCACUCGUCGUCUCGGAGACCCACCAGCAUCAUGAAUUACCACGGCAACCUGUCCAAGAGUUUGUCCAUCAGCAACAUCGCUGGUCCGGUGUUUGAUGAGAUGCCCAUUAAAGGUCUGCGGUAUCUCUCUCAGUCCACUGACUCCCUCAACAGAACCAACCAGGUCACAGAGUCCAUGGAAUCACUCACUGAUGAAGGGACGGAGAUGAUGGAUGGACAGCUAUUGGGGGAGUUUGAGGCCGAGGCAAAGGAGCUGGAAGCUGAUUCGUGGAGUUUGGGCGUGGAGCAGCAGUACCUGCAGCAGCUGGACAAAGAAGUGGUGAAGAGACAAGAUGUCAUCUACGAGCUGAUGCAGACGGAGAUGCAUCACAUCCGGACGUUGCGCAUUAUGUCAGAAGUGUACAGUAAAGGCCUUCAGAAGGAGGCACAGCUGGAACUCCAGACAGUGGAGAAGCUGUUCCCUGCACUAGACGAGCUCCUGGAGCUCCACACGCAGCACCUCCUGCGCCUCCUGGAGAGGAAGAGAGAGUGUCAGCUAGAAGGUGGAAGCUUGGAUGGAGGAUUCAUCAUCAACAGGAUAGGAGACAUCCUGGUGAACCAGUUCUCUGGCUCCAACGGUGAAAGUAUGAGGAGGAUUUACGGAAGAUUCUGCAGUCGCCACAACGAAGCAGUCAACUUGUGCAAGGACCUGCUGAUCAAAGACAAACGCUUCAAAGCCUUCAUUAAAAAAAAGAUGAGUAGCAGCAUCGUGCGGAGGCUUGGUAUCCCAGAAUGCAUCCUGCUUGUGACCCAGAGGAUAACAAAGUACCCGGUGUUGAUUCAGAGAAUGCUACAGCACACUAAAGAGGGUGAGGAAGAGUACGAGGACCUGACGGAUGCUGUGCGCAUGGUGAAGGAGGUGAUCGCAGCGGUGGACAGCAAGGUGAACGAGCACGAGAAAAGGCGGCGUCUGAAGGACUUCCACGGUCGCAUGGACAGCAAAUCCAUCAUGAUGACGAAGAGCGGUCAGAUCUUUGCAAGGGAGGAUCUGCUGAGGAGAAGGCUGAUCCACGACGGAGCUCUGCAGCUGAAGAACAGCCAGGGAAAGUUAAAGGAUGUUCAUGCUCUACUCCUGUCAGACGUCUUUGUCUUCCUACAAGAAAAAGACCAAAAAUAUGUCUUCGCCAUGCUGGACCAGCGCUCCACGGUCAUCUCCCUCCAGAAGCUGAUCAUCAGGGAGGUUGCUAACGGAGAGCGCGGCCUGUUCCUCAUCACGACGGGCAUCGAGAAGCCUGAGAUGAUGGAGGUCCUGGCCAGCUCGAAAGACGAACGCAACACCUGGAUGCAGCUGAUUCAGGACGCCAUGCAAUCCAUGGACCGAGAUGAGGAUGAAGGGAUUCCCAGUGAGACAGAGGAUGACAAGAGACAAUUAGAGACUAAAGCCAAGGAGAUUAGAGAUAUGCUGAAGCAGAAAGACACAGCCAUCAUGUCCCUGUUGGAAGAGAAGGUGCGGCUCUUCAGGGGCAUGUGGGAGGGAUUGAAUCCAGCCACAGAGGCUUGCCAGCAGGUCGAGCAUUUCUUCAGAUCAGCCUGCAGCCUGGAGCCCCCCAGGGGGGCGUCUAUCAUGAAGGAUGCCCUGCAGGAAGUUGAGACGUUACAGGCACUGGUGAACGGCAGCCUGGGCGGAGCGAUGGCCAGUGUCCAGGAAGGAGGAGGAGUGGGGCCAGUUUGUCUGCCGCGUCGCGCCGAGACUUUCGGAGGCUUCGACAGUCACCAGAUGCACAGCAGCAAGGGUGGAGACAGAGACGAGGGCGAGGAUACGGCAGGAGAUCUGCGCAGGACGGAAUCUGACAGCGUUUUAAAGAAGGGAGGAAAUGCCAACCUGCUGCUGCUGCUGAAGAGGAACAGUGAGGUAACACUGACUUCCUGCCCCUCUAAUUCAAUCAGAGCUUCUAUUUACAUGCAGGUCUUUCACAGUGUCUCCAAUCUGCAUCUGCUGCUAAGCGCUCUGCAGGCGGUGGUGGUCCAGCAGGACAGCUUCAUAGAGGACCAGCGGCACGCCCUGAGCGAGCGCUCCUCCUCCUGCACAUCUUUGUCGCGGCCAUCCUCGCGGCCCAGCUCCCUGAUUGAGCAGGAGAAGCAGCGCAGCCUUGAGAAACAGCGGCAGGAGGUGGCCUCCCUUCAGAGACAGCAGGCAGCUCAUGCUGAGGAGAAGAGGAGGAGGGAGAAGGAGUGGGACAUCAGAGAACAGCAGCUGAAUGAGAAAGAGGUGCUGGUGCACAUACAGGAGGAGGAGGUACAGAAGCAGUACAAGAAGAUGGAGGACGAGAGGCGGGAGCUGCAGAGAAAGAAGGAGGAGUACCAGAAAGACCUGGAGAGGCUGAGGGACGCACAGAGGAAGCUGGAGAGGGACAGGGAGGCCGUGCAGCGGCAGUUCGACAAGAUGGAGGAGCUCCGUCUGGCUGAGAGGACUCCCUCUACGACGUCUGAUGAAUCCCAGUUCCCCAGCAGCUCCCAGUCUCUGGAGCCGGACCUGCUGGAGCUCUCCUCCUCCUCCUCCUGCUCCCUGCCCAGGCUGCAGCCCCAGCAGUCCAAGCCCAAAGGAAAAGGCCUCAAUCCCUUCACCUUAUCCUCCAGCAAUUCCAACCUCAAGGGCGACAACCAGAUCUCGAAGAGCCUUCUGCAGCUGGCCAAGAGCAAGAGCAAAGAGGGGAAGGAGAAGAAGAAGAAGAAGGGCAAAGGAGGGAGUACACAGACGGCAGACGCCCAGCACCGCCCCGAGCCUCCUCUUGAUGGAGAGAUCUUCUUUUGCUGAGAGAAAUGGUACCUCCUCAUCAUCGUCAUUAUCAUCAUCACCAUCACCAUCAACCCAUCAUUCUACUCUGACAUCCAGAGGAACAUGUUCUUGUUAAGUAGUAACACACAGUGCUGCAGUGUACUACCAGGCUUUUCAGCACCUUUCAAUUAACAUUGAAGAGACUCAUUGUUCACUUCUCUAAAUUAGAUCAUAUAACAGAUUAACGUCACAUGCAAAGGUUUUUAAAACAAACAGCGUUUUUUAGUUUCUGGAAAGAAGCAUAUUUUGGGGGAUUCUGUUAUCGUAUGCAAAUAGGCCCCACAUUCACUCACAGCUUAUUAAAAUAGGAACCAUGGAUUAGCUGUGCACAUUUAGAUCCAAAAACCCUGUUUCCUUUUCCAAAAAAGUCAUUAUGAUUUCUACAUUUAGAAGAAAAAUAUGCUUUCGAGACAACUCACAGUGAAAAUGUCUAACAGUGGGUUGCUUCAGCAUCUCCACCAACUCUCCUGACUGCCUUGUCAUGACUCUCCAGCCUCAGCCUUCUUUCAACAGUCCGUCCUGGCAUCAACACCAAAUCGCUGUUGAUAUAAGAAUCAUGGGGAUUUAACCUCUCAAAAACAGACAAAUCCAAGUGCAAGUUGAAACAGACGAAUGUCAACGUAGCAGUGGAAACGCCUCUCAACUGAUCACCUUCAUCAUUAAUCAUUAAUGGCUCUAACCACUUCGCCCAAACUUUGUGUCCUAGCAACAGUUCCCCAUGUUUGUUCCAGUGAUUCUUUCCAAAGUGCUUCUGUAUAAAUCCACACUGAAAAAAGAAAAAUGGAGCCUGACAUUCCUUUACAUGCAAUUUGAAAAGCAGAUGUGAUUACCGGCUCUAACUUUGUUUCCAGCUUUUUAAGCGCUGAUAACUUCAGCAGUCAUUGACAAUGAUUUUAUGCCAUCAAUCACGAUCCUCUAUGAGGUUUUAAUUUAUUCGAAUCGUGGAUAUCUCCAUUCUGGAGUGAAACCCUUCAGAUGUACGUUUCUGUUUUUCCCAGACUUAACAGCAAUGAAGGGAUUGAGCCAAAUCUGCCUGUGUCUAAUGGCUCAAUUCAUAUCUUUUAGUGUGUUGUAGAGCCUUGGACGGAUAUUAGCUUGAUCCUCGCUUUAUCUGCCUGUCAAUGGGCUUUUAUGCAGCCCUCAUCUUUCAUCUGAGCGCCGACAAGUGCAGGGUUUUCUUCAUGUUUUUUAAUUGCAUGUGACUCUGCAGGUAGCAUACUGAUGGUGUCUCUCUGUUAAAUAGUUUAACUUUCUCUUUCAAUAGACUGGCUAGAUGCUGGCUUGUGAAAAAGAGAAGGGACAUUAUCUAAAACCAACAGAAUAUGGUACCUGUUCCUGUUCCAUGACGGUAAUCAUUUCAAAUGAGUCAACACACAUCAGUGUUGUUAAGCACUUUGGUCCUAACAUGUUGACGUAUUUUAUCAGUAUGAAAGAUCUGCAUUGUAUACUACACAGUAUAAUAGAGUGCUCUGACGCUCGUGAAAAGCAACAAUGAUCCAAAGCAAGAAAAUGUGAUAAAAUACUUUAAGGAUGAAGCAGUUAUUGUAGAAUUUAAAAAGGGGCUUGUAGCUUUUGAGCUAUUAAUCGAAGGUGACUUGUCUGACCUGUUAAUCAUUUGAAGCCCCGCUGAGCCCGGAGUGGGCCAAUCAACUACCUGCUGGACAGGUAGCAAAUAAAAACAUGAUGGGGAAAAAAACCUGACUCUUUCCGUUGAAUUACAGAGCAGCGUCAAUGAUCUGCUUCUUUUCUGCCUCUUUUGUCUCAUGUUUAAGUGCUGAUUGUUAACUCGCUGUCCGUGCUGAGGAUUUUACUUCACGUCCAGGCAGUUUAUUAUAGUGUGUCUUCUAAGAGGCUUACAGGGCCGGCCAAUUAGUUGCUUCAUGUCUUUUGUUUAUGGCUUUGGUGUAAUCCUUCCAAAGAAACAGAGGAAUGGGCUUCUCUUUUCCUCUGUUGCUUUCAGUGUCAUUUGACCACUAGGGAGCACUGCACCUUUGACUAAAUGAGACCUGUCUCUUACACAACAAUAACAACUAAAAGUGUUUUUUUCUUUAUUCUCUUUUUUUAUAUUCUCCCUACUAUGCAAAAUUGACAUAUUUUUCUCAGCGGGUCAUUGCCAUACAGAGAUAAUGUGAUGAGCGUGGGCUCUCACAUUCUGACAUUUUCCCCACGGCAUUUAUAAUUGACUGCAGAAACAAAUAAGUUGUCAGAGAUUGUAAUUGGUUAUUCAGUGAAACCAGUCAGCAGCAGCUUUAAUGUGGGGGGGAGGGGGGAAGCUCUAACGGUUGGAGGGAGCGACCGGGCAGAACCACAAACCUCUCUCUGUAAGGGACAAUCAGCAGACGCGAGUCAGGAAAAUGAACUCCUUCCCCGAUGAUGAUAGGCCUGUCCAUGAGAUGAGUGUGUCCAUCAGGUGAACCCUGCCUAGCCUUAAAUCUUAACAAUAAAAUGCACUAGAGUAGAAACUAGCAUCUUCUCAGGAAAGAGAGGAGAGCUUUUAUACCUCGGCUUUGAAACGAAGGAAAUGUUUGUACUAUACAAAUAAAAUGGUACAAAACUGUUUUAUUCUCAACAUUGUAAAAAAAAAGGGCAAAUGUGUAAAUAUGAUUUCUGUAUAAAACAAAUCAAAUGUAAAAAAAUUGAAUUGUUCCAUUUGUGAUUUAAUGCAACAUUUUGUAAGAAUGUUUUAUUUAUGUUUUAUUCUCACCCUUUGGGUGAUAAACAAUGUAAAGUCACAUUUCACUCAUAAUAAAAAAAUAAUAAUGAACAUUUUAAAA